This is a messenger RNA of Nycticebus coucang (slow loris), 1908 nucleotides long. It is a transcript of the gene SLC22A14, whose product is annotated as solute carrier family 22 member 14. The record is from RefSeq and is a predicted model, not a curated record. Gene Ontology annotation, biological process: transmembrane transport. Gene Ontology annotation, molecular function: transmembrane transporter activity. The transcript has 11 exons. NCBI's taxonomy places the organism in Eukaryota, Metazoa, Chordata, Mammalia, Primates, Lorisidae.
AUGAGUUCUCAGGUGGAGAGAGGAUCGCAGGACACUUUCUGGAACUUGAACCAGCAUGAGGCAUUAAUGUAUUCCCAUACCCAGACUGUGGAGGUGCUGUUAAACAAAUUGAGAGCCAUUUGCACCAAACAGGAUGAUAAAUUUGCUAAUGUUCUGGAUGCUGCAGGGGAGUUUGGCACUUUCCAGCGGAGGCUGGUGGCCCUCACUUGCAUCCCCAACAUCAUGGCAGGCUUCUUCAUGUCUGUGGAUGUGUUCGUGUUUGGAUAUGACAAGCCCUAUUGCAACACCAGCUGGAUCCUGGCAGUGGGCCCCAACCUGACAGAGUACGAGCAGCUGAAUCUGACGGUGCCCCGAGAUCCCAGUGGCCAUUUUAUGACAUGCUUCAUGUACUUACCUGUGCCCUGGGAUCUACCUUCUAUUAUCCAGUUUGGCCUCAACCACACAGAUACUUGCCAAGAAGGUUGGAUCUAUCCUGGCAGCAUAAGGCGAUCACUGAAUAAUGAGUUUGACCUGGUGUGUGACAUGGAGCCAGACAAGGACACUGUACAGACCAUGUUCAUGGCAGGGAUCCUGAUAGGCUCUCUCAUCUUCGGGCUCUUCAGUGACAGGUUUGGCCGCCACCCUGCCAUGCUGCUGUCGCUGCUGGGGCUGGUCAUCUUCGGGUUCGGGACAGCCUUUGUGAACAGUUUUCAACUAUAUUUGUUCUUCCGCUUCUGUUCGUCGCUGGCAAUAGUAGGCUAUGUCAUCUCCAGUACAUCCUUAGUUACUGAGUGGCUAGUGGGUGAGCACCGGGCCCAUGCCAUCAUCCUGGAACACUGCUUUUUUUCUGUGGGGAACCUGCUCCUAGUGUGGCUUACCUACAAUUUUCCACACUGGCGGCUGCUGUUUCUGCUGGGAGGGGCACCUGUGUUCCCCCUCAUCAUCUCUAUCUGGAUGGUCCCGGAGUCCCCACGGUGGCUGAUGGUGAAUGGGAACGUGGAGGAGGCGGAGAAGGUGCUGUGCUACGCAGCCAGUGUGAACAAGAAGACCAUCCCUCUCACUCUGCUUGAUGAGCUGCACCUCCAUGGAAAGAAGGUGACUAAGGCAUCUAUCCUGGACUUCUAUAACAAUAAGCGACUCCGCAACCUGAUUGUGGUAUUGGCCAUUAUGUGGUUUACCAUCAGUUCCAGCUAUUUUACCCUGAGUCUCAAGAUGAUAGAUAUGGGCGUGAACAUCUACUUCAGAGGGUUGAUCCCUGUAUUCAUGGAGGUGCCAGCCCGGCUGUGCUCAAUGUUUCUUAUGGAGCAGAUAAAGAGGAAGUGGAGCCUGGCUGUGACUCUCCUCCUAGCUGCCAUCCUGUGCCUGCUUUUCAUUUUCCUCCCUGGAGGGGAGGAUGGCCUCAGAUUUAGCUGACUGUGUUGUCUGGCCCUAGAGCUGAUAUCCAUAAAGAUCCUGGUGAUUGCGCUUGGACAGUUCAGCCUGGGUGCUGCAUGCACUGUGUUGUUUGUCUCCAAUGUUGAGCUCCUACCCACUGUCCUCAGAACCACAGGUGUGGGGCUCACUUCUUUGUUCUUCGGGGCUGGAUCCAUCUCAUCUCUGACAAUCAUGAACAAAGUCUCCUCCCAUCUGCCUAUCUUUUUCUGCUGCAUCUCAGCUAUUCUGGCCCUUGGCUUCACCUAUCUGCUGCCAGAAACACAAGAUCAGCCCUUCUCUGACAGCCUGGAUUACUUCCUACAAAGGAGCUCCCAGAAAGAUACAUCUCAGGGCUCAUCCUCUGAGGGCUCCGUCACAAGCAAGAAUAACAAUGAGAUGACUGAGGACACCUUGUCUUAUGCUGUGAUUGAGGAAGUGGACAAGAACAAGAUUCUCAAUGCCCAGAUCCUGAGACUGGACACACCCUCUAAUACUGCUGUGGAACAAUUGAGGUGA